Monopterus albus (swamp eel) is the source of this 2575-nucleotide messenger RNA. RefSeq names its product secreted frizzled-related protein 5 (gene sfrp5). The transcript has 3 exons. Gene Ontology annotation, molecular function: Wnt-protein binding. Gene Ontology annotation, biological process: non-canonical Wnt signaling pathway; canonical Wnt signaling pathway. The record is from RefSeq and is a predicted model, not a curated record. Bases 425 to 1390 code for a protein of 321 amino acids. Lineage: Eukaryota; Metazoa; Chordata; Actinopteri; Synbranchiformes; Synbranchidae.
AAAAUCUAGGGACUCCUAUUACAGCUACAGUCUGAUAGACAGAGCAAGAGAGGGCUGGAGAGAGUUCUAAAAGGAAGACAGGGAAGGAGAGUGAGAACUUAUUAACAGGAAAAGUUAGAAAAUAAGCAGUUCUACUUGUGUGCUCACCCUUCCUUGACUACAGCUUUCCUACAACACUACCUGAGGCACACAUACACACAUACAGGGAGGUGUUUCAUGGAGGGCUGACUCUCCAGGGAAGAAGGGAAUUAAACUCUUUUGUUUUAAAUACGCCGCAUCCAUACUCAGGAGGAAAAAAGGGGGAUUACAUCUUGUGCGCCUGCCCCACUUGUUCCUCUCCUCUCUCUGCAUUUUGUCUUCACUGAGUUACUUUGGAGACUUUGGAUACAACUUUCUUGAAUUGUUGGUCUGAGCUCAGAGAGAUAUGGCGCACGGACAAAAGAGCCCCAGGUGGGCAUUAACCCAGGGUUCUUUCAGCUUGGCACUGGGCCUGUCAUUUUUCUCCCUCCUCCUUUUCCUCCUCACUGUUUCGGCUACAGAUGAGUUCGAUUACUACAGCUGGCAGUCGGACAACUUCCACAAUGGUCGUUUCUACACCAAGCAGCCCCAGUGUGUGGACAUACCAGCUGACCUGCGCCUGUGCCACAAUGUGGGCUACAAGACGAUGAGGCUGCCCAACCUCCUAGACCAUGAGACCAUGGCAGAAGUCAAGCAGCAGGCAGGCAGCUGGGUGCCCCUGUUGGCAAAACGGUGCCAUGCUGAUACCCAGCUCUUCCUGUGUUCACUGUUUGCGCCAGUGUGCCUGGACAGGCACAUCUAUCCCUGCCGCUCGCUGUGUGAGGCCGUGAGGAACAGCUGCGCACCAAUGAUGGAGUCCUAUGGCUUUCCCUGGCCGGAGAUGCUGACCUGCGAUAAGUUCCCCAUUGAUAAUGACCUCUGCAUCCCUAUGCAGUACACCGAGAACCACGUGACACCGCCAACAGUGUCGAAGGUGUGCCCUCCAUGUGACAAUGAGCUGAAAGCAGACAAUAUCAUGGAGCAUUACUGCGCUAGUGACUUUGUCCUCAAAAUGAAAAUCAAGGAAGUCAAGAAAGAGAAGGGUGACCGGAAGCUGAUUGCAGCACAAAAAAAGAAGAAAGUGCUGAAGCAGGGCAUGCUAAGGAAGAAAGAUCUGAAGAAAUUGACCCUGUACAUCAAGAAUGGUGCCAACUGCCCCUGCUCCCAGCUGGACAACCUGGGCUCCAACUUCCUCAUCAUGGGCCGCAAAGUGGACCAGCAACUGCUGCUCGUCUCCAUUCACAAGUGGGACAAGAAGAGCAAGGAGCUAAAGUUUGCCAUUAAGUACAUGAAGUCCCACCAGUGUCCCACCUACCACACCGUCUUCCAGUGAUGUGGCCCGCUGUACUGUUCACAGAAUCCAUGAUCACUCUAGACACUCCACAAGUGAUCCUAACUCUCAUCUCAAUAAACUGUUUCCAAACUCCAGAUUUCUGGGAAAUCUAUUAUCAGCCCAUGACAUAGUCCUAUAAGGGGUUGCAGGGUGGUCAAGCUUUUAUUUAGUCAGCUUUAAUAUGAAUCAGGUAGUCAAGGGGGCCGUUCUGAUCUGCUUAGAUGAAUCAUACAUGUUAAUGUUGGAGAGCCACAAAGCAGAAGCGCUGUCCGAAUAAUAAAAGUCCAAAAUAAACACAGAUCUUAGAACAGUUAGGGUGACAUCAGUUACUUCCUAAAUAAAAGACAUUUUGAUCUACUCCCUGCAAUUUAAUAGAAUCCUCAUUAAUCCUACUUUCUUUUACUGAUAGUGUAGAACCAAUCAAUUGCAUGAUAUCUUACAGAAACAUUAAUAGUAUUAAGAAAUGGGAAACUACAGAUUUGAGACAACUAUUGGACGUGAAGUGUAUUUGGCAAUGUAAUGACUAUAGACAAAGAAUGGAAAGGGAUGGUUGUUUGUUUGAAAAGACCCAAGAGUAUGUGGGCUGUGCAAUGGGCCAGCACACAUGCUGGCACAGAGCUCCCAGGAACAACAUCAAAGCAGAGAAAUGUAGGUAAUCCACUUAUUUUUAUGUUUUAGUAAUGUAAAUAAAUAGGUAAGUCAAAUGAAUACUAGACAAUUAGAAAACUAGGCUUUUUCUCCUUUUAUACCUGCUGGGAAAGAAAAAUGGAGCAAGAGGGGGUGACAGACUGGAUGAUCCUUCCACUGACUGUACAGCACAGUGUUUUUGGGCCUAGAAGAGGGAAACUUGAAUAUUUUUUUGCUUUGUGAAAUGGAGAGAUAUCGAGGUUAAGGCAGAGAAGAUCUUCCUGAAAGCAAGUGAAGAACAAAAGGGAAAGGAGAGAAAAACAGACUCUGGACAGAACCAACAGUGUUGGGUUGAUACGUCUCUGGUACUUGCUAUAUUUCACUAUCACUCUUUUUUUUUUUUUGCUUCAGUUAAACUUUUAUGGCAUGAAAGCAGAAAUCAGACAUACAGACAUAGCUCCUGAAUUCACUGUUGUCAUAGCAAUAAAAGAUCAAAAAUUAACUUUGACAAUAUUUCCUUCUCAGUUAACCUCCAAGUAGUUCUGUUACUGAAAUGCA